Carcharodon carcharias (great white shark) is the source of this 955-nucleotide messenger RNA. Its product is annotated as zinc finger protein 239-like. The coding region runs from base 1 to 945 and encodes 314 amino acids. The transcript is spliced from 2 exons. The record is from RefSeq and is a predicted model, not a curated record. Gene Ontology annotation, cellular component: nucleus. NCBI's taxonomy places the organism in Eukaryota, Metazoa, Chordata, Chondrichthyes, Lamniformes, Lamnidae.
AUGGCGGCGGAAAUUCCCACAAUUAUCCGCGCUCCAGAAACCGUACUAUUCAAGGUGCUUAUUUCCCUAGGCGCUCAGUGCGCAUGCUCCCCAGGGCCAGACGCGAGGCAUUCUGGACGGCUCCUUUGUUUCGCGACGGACUCGGUGGAAACGGGAGAAGAAACCGGGGAGCGGCGGCGUGAGAAAAGUUGUGCCAUUUAUAGUCGGGAGAAACUGUAUGUGUUUUUGUGUGGAUUGUUCAGCCUGGAGAGACACAAGGACACAUGCACCACGGAGAAACCGUGGAAAUGUGGGGACUGUGGAAAGGGAUUCAAUUAUCCCUCCAAGCUGGAAACCCAUCGACGCAGCCACACUGGGGAGAGGCCAUUCACCUGCUCCCUGUGUGGGAAAGGAUUCACAGAGUUAUCGAAGCUCCAUGUGCAUGUGCGAGUUCACACUGGGGAGAGACCGUUCACCUGCUCCAUGUGUCAGAAAGGAUUCACUCAGUUAUCCACCCUACUGGCACACCAGCGUGUUCACACUGAUAAACGACCAUUUAAAUGUUGUGAAUGUGAGAAGAGCUUUAAAAGCACAAGUGAAGUGCUGACACACCAACGUACUCACUCUGGGGAGAGACCGUUCAUCUGCUCAGUGUGUGGGAAGGGAUUCACUCAGUCAUGCUCCCUAAUGAGACACCAGCGAGUUCACACCGGGGAGAGACCAUUCACCUGCUCUGUAUGUGGGAAGGGAUUCAGUCAUUCAUCAACUCUGCUGAAACACCAGCUAGUUCACACUGGGGAGAGGCCAUUCACCUGCUCUGCGUGUGGGAAGGGAUUCACACGUUCAUCCAACCUGCUGAUACACCAGCGAGUUCACACUGGGGAGAAGCCAUUCACCUGUUCCAUAUGUGGAAAAGGAUUUUCUCAGUCACAACAUCUGCUGCGACACCAGCGAAUUCACCUGUGAUGCAGUGUUU